AUGUCCAGACUCCUGGCCGAUCACAAAAUUGACGUCCUGUGCAUACAGGAAACGCACACAAAGGAUGAUCAGGAUAUGGAAAACAGAGGUCAAAUACCCGGCUACCAACUGAUAAAAGCGCUGAACCACCGCAGUUACGGAAUAGCUACUUACAUCCGAGCAGGCCUAAAAGCAAAUGUGGUUUAUUUUGAUGACUCUGCCGACAACUAUAUUAUUGUUAUUCAAAUCGACGACAUCAAGAUAGCUAACAUAUAUAAACCGCCUUCGGCAUCUUGGGCAAAUAAUGGUCCUCCGCAUUUCGCUCACCCAUGCGUCUACACUGGUGAUUUCAAUAGCCACCAUACAUCAUGGCGUUACUCCACAGAUGAUGUUAAUGGGCUAGUCCUGACACAGUGGGCUGAAACUUUCAACUUAUUCCUCGUUUUUGACGCCAAAGAGAGAGGCACCUUCCGAUCGGCCCGCUGGAGGAAAGACUAUAACCCGGAUCUAGUUUUUGUCACUAAGGAUGCCACUGGCAGAGCCCUCCAAGCAAGUCGGGCCGUACUUAGAGACUUUCCCAACAGUCAGCACAGGCCAGUGUUUGUGGAAGUAGGCUUGAAAAUUCCUCUCGUAAACUCGAUGCCCCUUCCGCGCUGGAACUUCGGACGCGCGGACUGGAACGCCUUUGCAGGACAUAUUGAGGCUGGAAUACGUUUCAUACCGCCAACAGCAGGAAAUUACAACCGAUUCGUAGGCCUCUUACUAUCGUCUGCCAAACGCCACGUAUGCAGAGGUUUUAGGAAGCAGUACAUACCAGGCUGGAAUAGAGAGAGUGAAAGCCUUUUCAAAACGUACAGGGAAACAGGCGAUUGUUCAAUCGGUACUGAACUCUUACAAUCUCUGGAUGCCAACCGCACUAGCAAAUGGAAACAAACAGUCAACUCGAUGGAUUUUAAGCGCUCAAGUCGUAAGGCGUGGACUGUUCUCAAUAAACUUACGGGGAAAAGAACAACACCAUAA
Messenger RNA from Leguminivora glycinivorella, 999 nucleotides. RefSeq lists its product as uncharacterized. Gene Ontology annotation, molecular function: catalytic activity. Bases 1 to 999 code for a protein of 332 amino acids. Lineage: Eukaryota; Metazoa; Arthropoda; Insecta; Lepidoptera; Tortricidae. The transcript has a single exon. The record is from RefSeq and is a predicted model, not a curated record.